Molecule: messenger RNA, 684 nt
Organism: Racocetra fulgida
Lineage: Eukaryota; Fungi; Glomeromycota; Glomeromycetes; Diversisporales; Gigasporaceae
Source: the annotation of a GenBank genome assembly
AUCCUAAACUAUUGAAAUAUUGGAGAAGUAUGGAAGAACAUUUGAGUUCUAGCGUCCCUUCAAUCUCAGUGGCAGAAGAACCUGAAACCUCAUCUAUGCAAAAGAGUAUACACUCUGAACAUUCAGAUGAAUCAGAACAAUUUAUAGAUCUACCGCACUCAGAAGAAGACAGUGAUUAUAUGGUGUCUUCGUUACACUCUGGAUCCGAAAAAUCUUUAAACUUGAGCGGUACACUGAUUAAUGCGGAAGAUUUUAUUUCAUCAGAAGAUGAUAGUAGUGUUAAUUCAAUGCAUAUAGGAGAUACCGCUGAUUCAUACGAAUUUCCAGAAAUAAUAUUAAAUAAUGAUGUUCCUGUCGUACCCGGGCCUGGAGAGAAUCGAGAACAAAUCCUCGCACCUUUAAUUAGUGAUGAAAAUAGUGAACCGGAAGAUGAAAACAGAAUUUUUUCGACACCAAUUCUUGCAACAACCCCAGAAGUUCGACCACCAAGCCCAGCAAUUUCCGAAAUUACUACUCAUUCUAAUGCAUCGGAAACUCGAAAACGGAAAUUAACACCUAAUAUUUCAGAAAUUUUGCUUGGACAAAAUCGUUAUAAUGAUUUUCAAUGGGAAGAUAUCGAUUCACGUGUGCUUAUAAGAAGAUUUAUUCAUCAGGAAAUGUUAGUACCAUUUUUCCAAGGAUUUA